Periconia digitata is the source of this 1845-nucleotide messenger RNA. Lineage: Eukaryota; Fungi; Ascomycota; Dothideomycetes; Pleosporales; Periconiaceae. The record is from the annotation of a GenBank genome assembly.
UAUCGCAUGAGUGCGACGAAGCAAUCCAUUACCGCAACCACGAUCAUGAGUGAAUUCGAGGAAAAGAAGAUCGAGACAACCAUGCAGCAUAUCGAAGAUGCCAAGGAUGUGAACGUGGUUCAAAAAGUACAUGCCGAUGGACAUGUUGACCUCGUCGACGCGCACGCUAUCGGAGGAAAUGUGGAUGAGAUGCCCAGGGGGUAUUUCUGGAGUCCACAGUUUCUAGGCACUACCACAGCUGUAUGCUGUGGGAGCAUCUGCGCAUACUUGGGUUGGGUCUUGCCAGCGAAUACACUUGCCUUGAUUAAUGCGGAUAUCGGACCAUCAACCAACCUUAACUGGGUCGCUACCAUCUGGACAAUUGGCUCUGCAAUCGGCUUCUUGCUAGUCGGGCGCCUCUCGGAUAUUUUCGGGCGAAAAUGGAUGGUCAUGGGAACCAGCGUUCUUGGUCUUCUAGGCUGCAUCGUAGGCGGCACUGCGAAAAACAUCGAUACUUUGAUCGGGGCGAACUUGAUGAACGGCAUCGCUGCUGCGGGCCAGUUGUCUUUCGGGAUUGUACUGGGUGAGCUGGUACCGAAUAAGCAGAGAGGUCCUAUCGUGACGUUGGUUUUCGCCUCAUCACUUCCUUUCGCCGUUUUUGGGCCGAUCAUAGCUCGCACAUUCAUCGAAAAGACUGCAGCCGGGUGGCGAUGGUCAUAUUACCUAGGCAUCAUUCUCUCUGGUAUCACGAUCAUCCUCUAUCAGUUCUUCUACCACCCCCCUACUUAUGAGCAACUACAUGUCGGCGGAAAGCCAAAGUGGCAGCAAUUCAAGGAACUUGAUUUCGUCGGUAUCUUUCUGUUCAUCGCAGGCACUGUGCUAUUCUUGAUCGGUCUUAGCUGGGGUGGAACUACGUACCCAUGGACAUCUGCCGCCGUUCUCUGCACCAUUCUCAUCGGCUUCGCAACCUUAGUCGCAUUUGGUCUUUAUGAACAAUACGUCUUCAAAGGCCAAGCUAUCAUGCCCCCACGACUCUUUAAGAAGCUCGAAUACGUAGCUAUCGUCAUGAUUGCCGCUGUCGCUGCUAUGGUAUACUAUGCCCUCACUGUACUCUGGCCAACGAUUCUCAGCACCAUCUACACAACCGACGUAAUGCUCGUUGGGUGGUCAUCAUCCGUUGUUGGUGGAGGUAUUCUACUCGGGCAGAUUGCCGGUGGCUUCGCGAUUACAUACCUUCCAAAAGCCAAGUGGCAGCUCAUAAUCCUGUCGAUUAUGGGUACAGCGUUUCUGGCUGCGCAAGCUGGGAUGCGUGCGGAUGCUUACGCCACGUUCAUCACGCUCGGUAUACUGGCUACAUUCGUCAUCGGAUGGAUCGACAACGUAGUCUUCCCGGGAGUAACUCUCCUGUGGGAAUCCCAAGACAUCGGUCUCGCAACCGGCGUGCUGGGUUCCAUCCGCGCCAUAGGCGGCGCAGUAGCACAAACAGUCUACGUCUCUAUUCUACAGAACAAACUCGCUACCUUCCUCCCGCAAUACGUGGGCGCCGCUGCCACCUCGGCAGGUCUCCCUGCAUCUUCUAUUCCAGCGCUUUUAACUACUAUCGGUGCCGCUGGAAAUCUGACCAGUGUGCCGGGAAUCACGCCGGAUGUUAUUGCUGCGGCUGGCGCUGCGACACAGAAGGCGUAUUUGGAGAGUUUUAAGGUUGUUUUCCUAGCGACUAUUCCUUUUGGAGUUGUGUUGAUUGGGUUUUCGGUGUUGAGUCCGAAUUUUGAGGGCGUUUUGAGUGGGAAUGUGGCAAAGAGGUUGCAGGGUAUGAAGGGAGAGUUACAGGGUGAAGGAAGGGAAAAGGAAGGCGAUGCAGUUUAG